AUGAAGCCUUCCACCAUCCUCUCCGUCUUCACUGUGGUAGCCACUGUCUCAGCAGUGCCUACCAUGGAGCUUGAGCCGAGGGCAGCUCCAACAUGCCCUGCUGGAAGCUUCAAGCAGAUCUGCCUGCCCGGUGGACUGUUCAACAUCAUCAACACUCUCCUCGGCAAUAUCCUCGGCACUGUUCAGAUUUUCGGUACCCCUUGCGGCGGCACAAUCAAGUGCUGCACUACUUCCUCUGGAAUCGGCUCCAAGAUCAAGGUCAGCGGACUCAAAUGUGUUGCUCCUACUACACCAACUACUCCAACCAUUCCACCCGUGGUGUCUGCACUUCCACCUAUCAUCCCACCCGUGGUUUCUGCCAUACCGCCUGUGGUGUCUGCCAUUCCACCAGUCAUCUCUGGUGUGGUUUCCGCUAUUCCACCAGUCGUCUCCGCUGUCGUCCCACCCGUGGUUUCCAUCGUAGCACCCGUGGUUUCCGAUGUCGUCUCCGUCGUAGCGCCUGUGGUCUCCGUACUCUCCGCCGUAGUACCAGUGGCGACACCCAUCCUCUCCGUCGUAGUUCCAGUGGCUACACCCAUCCUAAACCCAGUGCUUUCUGUCGUAGUGCCAGCGGCAACACCCAUCCUCAACCCAGUACUCUCCGUCGCUGCACCAGCGGCAACACCCAUCCUGAACCCAGUACUCUCCAUUGUUGCACCAGUCGCAACACCCAUCGUUCAACUUCCGGGCAUUGGACUCUAG
This is a messenger RNA of Alternaria viburni, 741 nucleotides long. RefSeq lists its product as uncharacterized. The coding region runs from base 1 to 741 and encodes 246 amino acids. The record is from RefSeq and is a predicted model, not a curated record. The transcript is spliced from 2 exons. Lineage: Eukaryota; Fungi; Ascomycota; Dothideomycetes; Pleosporales; Pleosporaceae.